UCACCGACGCCACUCAGAGAGGGAGAGCUAAGCAGAAAUGAACCCGACUCAGAGUGCAGUCGUCCUGGCGGCAACACUUAGUGUUGUCUGCUUAGCCUGGCCGCACACGGUUAUGGCUAUAGACCUCUCCAGGCUCUACGGCCACGUAUCGACCAAACGGAACACUGAAGCAUGCCAUCCAUAUGAACCCUUCAAGUGUCCUGGAGAUGGCGCUUGCAUUUCAAUUCAGUACCUUUGUGACGGAGCGCCAGAUUGCUUAGAUGGUUACGACGAAGAUUCAAGACUCUGUACCGCUGCUAAAAGGCCGCCAGUCGAAGAGACAUCCAGCUUUCUGCAGUCAUUGCUUGCAAGCCAUGGACCAAACUAUCUGGAGAAACUAUUCGGAAGCAAAGCCAGAGAUGCAUUGGCACCUUUGGGUGGAGUCGAUAAAGUUGCAAUUACACUUUCUGAAUCACAGACCAUUGAAGAUUUUGGAGCAGCUUUACAUUUGAUGAGAUCAGAUCUUGAGCAUUUACGUUCUGUUUUUAUGGCGGUUGAAAAUGGGGACUUGGGAAUGUUGAAAAGCCUUGGGAUAAAAGAUUCUGAGUUGGGCGAUGUCAAGUUCUUUUUGGAGAAACUUGUCAACACCGGCUUCCUCGACUAGAAGCGUAAUAUUGACCAAUUCCAAUUCGAGUCCUACCCCUGCCCCUAAUCAAAACUAAGUAAACUCUAUCGAGGCCAUGAUGACUUCCCCAUUCCUUGAAAAUACCAGAAUUAACAAUAGUUUACCUUAAUCACCAUAUUGUAGGUGAAUCAGUAUGGCUCUUGCAGUAUUUACAAUAUUGAUUGCUACAACGAUUUCAAAGUAUUUAUUAUAUUUUAAUGGAAGUGUAUAUACUGGUAUUUUUUCCCUUUUAGUAGGUAGUUGGAAUUAUAUCAUUAAUACGUAUAAUGGAAAAAAAUUAUCUCCAACGUUUUCGUAUUAUAAGUAAUAAACAGAUACAUAUCAAGAAAAUCGUGAUUAAAAUCUAAAUGUCUUUAUAGUUUUAAGUGUAAUAAUAUUUUCUUAAUAAAUAUUUUAACAAACCCUAAAUCGUCUGUGAGCUGAUGUGCUUAUAAAGUUGAAUUUAUGUUAAUAUAGAUUUCCAUCCAGAAAGUGAUAUAGAAAUCAAAAUAAUAUGGUAUUAGAGGAAAUGUAAUUUUUACUUUUGCUUAGAGAAUGAUUAAGGAUGACUAUAUGAAUAACCGAUUAGUAUUUACGAUUGAUAUAUGCUUGUUUGUGAUGAUAUAAGAUAUAAAUAUAAAAAAUAAUACCAUUUUUUCACAUUUUGAGGCUUAAAAAUAUUAUUUUUCUGCUUGGGCUCCCCCUGAAGCAAUUAAGCAUUUAGAAUGUAAAUUCUAGUGUGUGUAAUAACUAAAACAAUAAUAUGAAAAAAAUGAUAUUUUUAAUAUAAAUCUGGCUGUGGUCCCACAAGUAACCAUAUAGAGGACUAGUUAUAGCCCGUUAAAAAUAAUUUAUUUAAACUUUUGAAUAGUAUAUAAUAUCAAUGUAACUAGUAUUCGACAAGUAUCAACUUUAUAAGUAUGUAGUUCAUGGAGGAUUGAUGGAUAAAUGUUGCUAUUAACAUAUCAAAUUGUAACAGACACAUAUCAUUAUAUUACGCUAUGUAACAUUAACAUAUCAUUCGUAUACUCGAAGUUAGGCAUCACGGUUGGAAAUGUUUAAUUCUAGAUAACGGCCUGACACUGAAAGAAAGAACAAUAAUAACUUUGAUGCCUUUCUUCUUGAUUCUAUCGGUGUUUAUUACUUUUACUUUUUAAUGUUUAGAAACGUGACAAAUAAAAUUGUAGUAUUUCAAGUGCUUUUUUUUAUAUUUGACUCAAAACGUUUCGGCAAAUGAUUUUCAUUUGUCGGAAUUUUAACACCAUUUCUGGCAUUUUUUAACCAUCUUAAAUAAACCAUUGGAAAUGAAAUAAGAAAGCAUUUGAUUAGUACAUUUUUAUAAUCCCAGUUUUUAGAAAUUUAAAGCCUCCCAAACCUACAGCACUUUUUGCAGUUUUAAAUGCAUUAAUUAAAUUUUAGAAGUCAACACCAAAGUAAUUAAUGUUAAAGGUAUAUUAUACAAAUAAUAUAAUUUAGUUAAGCGUUUAAUACUCCUGUUUUUUACUUUUCUUAAUUAUUAAAAGCUAUUGAAAAUAUACAAUUUUGAUUAGUUUAUCAUUAGUGCGAUUGACCUUUUAUUUCCUAUAAUUUCUGGUUUAUUUGGAUCUUGUAAAUUUUGAGGUUUGUAUGCACCCUUGGGAAUAAAGACUAACAGUAUAAUUAUAAUCCUUAUACAUAUGUUCACAAUCUACUGUGACCUUUAUUAUUGUGUAUAAUGUUAUUUGUAUGUUGUUUUUAAUUAUUUUAAUUAAAUAUUAAAGAAUAAAAGUUAUAUUGUAUUUUGUGAAUGUGAUCAAAAGAAAUUUAUCUUUGUUGCAUUUUGUUAUAGAUUUAAGAGUAAUUAAGCUAAAUAAAGAGAUAAUUUUUCAACAUAAAAUAACUCUUUCAUAGCCUCCUUUAAUAAA
Messenger RNA from Cimex lectularius (bed bug), 2547 nucleotides. RefSeq names its product IDLSRF-like peptide. Gene Ontology annotation, molecular function: protein binding. Bases 38 to 643 code for a protein of 201 amino acids. The record is from RefSeq and is a predicted model, not a curated record. Lineage: Eukaryota; Metazoa; Arthropoda; Insecta; Hemiptera; Cimicidae. The transcript is spliced from 4 exons.